CAGCUAUUGUAUGAAAACCUUAUUUCACCAUUAUAAUCUAUAAUUCCAAAAAAAAAAAAAAACACAAUAGUAUUUUUUCUAAUAUAAAAAUUAAACAUAUUCAUCAACCCCACCUAAAAAUAACCCUAACAUCUCACGGUUUCUUCCACAUGUACCCUCUCUGUGCGUCUCCAAUUCCAGUUUCCGCCGCCGAAGCUAAAUUUCUUCAGGCUUCAUAGAAGAAGACCGAACAUGGCGAGACGUAACCGUGGGGUGACAAGGCGCGAAAGGCCGAACCUACUGAUCACGGGGACUCCUGGUACCGGCAAAUCGACGACGGCUUCUGCUCUAGCCGAAGCCACGAAUCUCCGGUAUAUUUGCAUCGGAGAUCUGGUCAAAGAGAAAGAAUUCUACCAUGGCUGGGACAAUGAGCUCGAGUGUCACUUCAUCAACGAAGACUCGGUGAUUGAUGAGCUUGACGAUGCUAUGAUAGAAGGAGGGAACAUUGUGGACUACCAUGGCUGUGACUUCUUUCCUCAGCGAUGGUUUGAUCGCGUUGUCGUGCUUCGAACCGAGAACUCCGUUUUGUAUGACCGUUUAACGAAUAGGGGUUAUUCAGGAACCAAGCUUAGUAACAACCUUCAAUGCGAAAUGUAUCAAGUCCUACUCGAAGAAGCACAUGACAGUUAUGAUGAGGAAAUUGUCACUGAACUACAAAGUAACACAAUCGAAGAUAUCUCUAACAAUGUCUCCACUUUGACGGAUUGGAUUAAUGCAUGGCAACCCUGAUGAUCAUCAUAUUGGAAUCUGAUGACAAUGCAUCUGAAUCGAUCUUGGGUGCAAUUUGUAUACUGAGAUUCUGAAGCACAAUAAUUCAGCUUAUGUAUGCUUUACUUUGAUAUUUAAUGAAAAGAAGAAGUUUCUAAUCUUUUAAUUGUUUUUGUGAAACUUUACAAAUGUGUGAAAACUUGAUUGUUCUGAUAAAUUAUGAUUAAGAAACAUUAAUCUGGA
Messenger RNA from Arabidopsis thaliana (thale cress), 990 nucleotides. It is a transcript of the gene AAK6, whose product is annotated as P-loop containing nucleoside triphosphate hydrolases superfamily protein. Gene Ontology annotation, molecular function: AMP kinase activity; ATP hydrolysis activity; ATP binding. The record is from RefSeq and is marked reviewed. Lineage: Eukaryota; Viridiplantae; Streptophyta; Magnoliopsida; Brassicales; Brassicaceae. The transcript has 3 exons. The coding region runs from base 232 to 768 and encodes 178 amino acids. Gene Ontology annotation, biological process: ribosomal small subunit biogenesis. Gene Ontology annotation, cellular component: nucleus; cytoplasm.